Molecule: messenger RNA, 1215 nt
Organism: Lodderomyces theae
Lineage: Eukaryota; Fungi; Ascomycota; Pichiomycetes; Serinales; Debaryomycetaceae
Product: pepsin-like aspartic protease
Exons: 4
Coding region: 1-1215 (404 amino acids)
Biological process (GO): proteolysis
Molecular function (GO): aspartic-type endopeptidase activity
Source: RefSeq, a predicted model, not a curated record
AUGAAGUUGACCCAUAGUAUUUCACUCGCUGCUGCCGCAUCUUUAUUUCCAUUAUUUCAAGUCUCACAAGCUUUGCCCACUGACACAUUAGCAGGAAGUUUCAAAGUCAACUUCAAUGUCAAAAGAGGUGAAAAUUUGCCUUCUGUUGUUGCUGGUUCUAGAGCACACGCUAAACGUGCCAACCAAGAUGGUGCUGUGGAAAUGACAUUGAAGAACCAAGAAAUUAUCUACGUUGCUGAAUUGGCAAUUGGAUCUAAUGGAGACAAAGUUGAAGUGCAUGUAGAUACUGGAAGUUCCGAUCUUUGGAGUCCACCUUUGGGUGAUUCAAGUGACAACUCAACUUCAAGUUCUAGCUCUGCUGAUGCUGCAGAUGGUGGAGACAGCAACGACUCGGGUUCCAAAACUUGUACUGGGGUACCAUACCAAACUUAUGCAUUUGGAACUUGGGGUUACGAUACUGUCAAGAUUGGAAAUGUGUCAGUCUCGGAUGUCGCUUUCGCUAUUGCUAAUUUGACUUCAAACGAUAUCGGCGUUUUGGGUAUUGGUUUACCUGAAAUUGAGUCUGUGGCUAGUUAUGAAAACUUGCCAUACAAGAUGAAGACCGAUGGUGUUAUUAAAAAAGUGUUGUAUUCAUUGUACUUGGACCAGAAAGAUGCCAGUACUGGUUCAGUCUUGUUUGGUGCUAUUGAUCAUGCCAAGUACGAAGGCAAGUUGGAAACAUUGCCAGUUUCCAAGAACGCAAAAGGAAAGUAUGCCGACUUGAUUGUUGACAUUCAAGGUUUGUCCGUUACUGAUGAAGGUGAAACAAGAGCAGUUAGUGAAAAUGCAUCCCGUGCUCUUCUUGACUCCGGUACUCCUUUGUCCCGCUUGUUGCCUGAAGAAUUUGUCGAAUUGGGAGACAAGCUCAAUGGUGAAUUUGAUGAAAAAGAAACUGCAUUCAGAGUCGAUUGUGAAUUAUCCAAAUCGAAUGCCACUUUCGACAUCCGUUUCGGUGAGCUGACCCUUCGUGUGCCGGUAAGUCUGAACCAACAGUUACUGUUACCAAUGGUUUUGAGUUCGAGACGUACUGGUGACUCAAACACUUCGACUGGUGCUGCUGGGUCAAAUGGAAGCUCUCCUUCUGCUGUUGGACAAGUUAAUGGCGGAUUGUCCAUGUACAACUUUUCUUGGUUGUCGGUAAUUGUCACCUUGGCCAUCCAAUUCAGCUUGUUGUAA